UUUUGUUAACUUUUUAUCUUCAAGAUUAUUCUGAGCUUGUUGAAACCUGUUCUGGAAACGCGUAUCAAUGGUUUUCAUAGCAUCAUAAUGAGCUAGAGAAUGAUUAACAUGAAUAUCUUGAAAAAUCUCAGUAGAUAAAUUUUUGGGUUAUCUUUCUUCCAUGUCAGAAGAUCAACCACAAAAGAGCUCAGAUCACAACUUCAUACAUCAAUGACUUAAAGACGAAAAAGUAAUAAUCUGAAAACAGAAUUCCUGCCCAAAUUUGAUUUGGACAUACCAGUACAGACACAAAAAUGGAAGACAUAUUAAGCCUCAAAUUCUUUCUCCCCUUUUUGAGGUCUUCAAAACCAUCAAAAUCAGAUUCCAGGCUAACAUACACAAGCCUAGGAACAACGAACAAGCUCAUCAGUUUGGAAGCAGAAAUAGACAAAGAUUCCUUUUCAGCAGAAAUAGAUGAACCAGUGAAUAAUGUAAUAGGAUGGUGAAAUUUUAGAAGCUGAGGUUGGGGGAGGAGUAAGAAGUUUAGAAUUUGGGGUAUAAACUAUAGAAAUAACGGCAUAGUUGGUAAUCUAUGGUGAUUAAUUGUCUUAGAGGGCAGAAUGUUGGAGACUCUUGGUUGUAUCAUGGAUGAGGGCCAAGACAAAGCCAGCAGAAUUCAUACUUUCAUUUAUUUUCAAGUCAUAUGAUUGCAUCCUCCUUCUUUGUAAAUUACAAGUCCUCAUUGAGGACAAGGUCAGCCAGUAAAAACUUUGUUUGCAUAACUUAAAGUAUCAGUCUGGAAAGUAAGAGUAUCUUUAACUCCCUUCACUGACUUCUCCAAUAAAGUCAUCUGCUCAAACUCUCUCCAUUCAUAAUUGCAUUCAGGACAUUGUAACUUCUCUCUUCAUGCAUUAAGUUCGAUAAAUCCAGCAUUUAAACACUUAGGGUUAGGGCAAUUCCUGACAUCAGUGGCAUUAGAUACAUACAGCUUAGUAUGCUCUUCAUUCACUUUUUCAAACUUCUCAGUUCCUAAUAUCCUUAACAAGUCUGUAUGCUUCAGUUCAUGAUUACAAUCAUGAUUGGGGCAGGGUAUCUUGACCUCAUUACUCAGUCUAUCCAUUAUAACCUUAUUCUUCGCCCAUUGUGCGAUACAAGUUGAACAAAUUACCCCUAUCUCUCCUCUAAAUCCCUUAAAAUUCCCAAC
Molecule: messenger RNA, 1183 nt
Organism: Moneuplotes crassus
Lineage: Eukaryota; Ciliophora; Spirotrichea; Euplotida; Euplotidae
Source: the annotation of a GenBank genome assembly